AUGAUAACAUGGAUAAGGACAGAUUACGAUGAUACAACAAAUAACAAGCCCCCAUUUGAGUACCUUUCAACUUCAAUAACGAGCGAACAAUUGCACUCCAAGUCCAAGGAUUGCAGUACAAGCCCGCCCGACAAUCUAGAGUGUGCCCGUUGCGACUGUGAAGGGCUCUGUGGGGACAUGUGCGGUCACACUAUUGAUAUGGACGACGCUGACCCUAUCUAUCUGUGUAAUAAGUAUUGUUCGUGUUCUUCAGACUGUGCAAAUAGGUUGUCAAGAACUGAUGUUACGUCUGUUGUGUGUCACCAUGGCGACAAGGGAUGGUGCCUGAAAUCUCGACAUGACAUCCCUCCUGCGACUUACAUCGGCGACUAUACCGGGCUUAUUAUUAGUUCAACUCAAGCGGCAGCUGUUCACUCGCAAUCUCUAACCAAUUAUAUCCUCACCAUUCGAGAAGAGUCCUGUACAGGGAGCCUGACAACACACAUAGACGCUACAUCACAUGGCUCCCAGCUCAGAUUCAUGAACCAUAGUUGUGAGCCCAAUGUGGGCGUGGUUCCUAUGAGAGAUAACACGGUGUCUCCACGUGCUACAUGCUGGACUAUUAGGGAGGUAAAGGGGGGAGAAGAGUUGUGUAUCAGCUACGGAACAGGACCUCUUGGAGAGAUCAAGUGUUUGUGUGAGACUGCCGCGUGUAGAGGCUUCUUACCUCUGGAGUCAUUCUAG
Bolinopsis microptera is the source of this 723-nucleotide messenger RNA. Its product is annotated as histone-lysine N-methyltransferase SETMAR-like. Bases 1 to 723 code for a protein of 240 amino acids. Lineage: Eukaryota; Metazoa; Ctenophora; Tentaculata; Lobata; Bolinopsidae. Gene Ontology annotation, molecular function: protein binding. The record is from RefSeq and is a predicted model, not a curated record. The transcript has a single exon.